UAUGUUUACCAGCCAUACUGUACCUGUCACAUCGAUUUUGAUUGUUUCGCAUGGUGGAAGUCCAUUCAAGAGUUCCCAUCGAUCAGAUAAAAAUAAAGAUUUUGAAGUUAUGUCUGAGACGGAAUCCACAAGUGACAAAAAGCCAGAAGUGUCCAAUGACGACUCGGUAUCUACAGGAAAUGACAAGGGAUCAGAAAACCAAAGUACUAAAGUUGAUAUCUUACUAAAUGCGACAGGAAAUGUUCCCAUAAUGAAAAAGCGACGAUGGGCUGUUGAUCAGGAGAAGCCUAUUAGCUGGAUUAUGAAAUUUGUUCAUAAAUAUUUGAAGCUUGACCCAGAGGAGAAAUUGUUUUUGUACGUCAAUCAAACAUUCGCCCCAUCACCUGACCAAAUAGUGAAAAAUCUGUACGAAUGCCAUGGAACCAAUGGCAAGCUGGUUCUCUACUACUGCAAAAGCCAGGCGUGGGGCUAAAUGCACAGGAUCGAGCUCGGCAGUGCAAUGAGCCCCCUAAUUAUAAGCUCCACUACCUUAAUGUAAAUAUUUCGAUAUCGAUGUAAACACAAAAGUCGAAUAAAAGACGAUUUUCCAUCUCUUAA
Molecule: messenger RNA, 597 nt
Organism: Hermetia illucens (black soldier fly)
Lineage: Eukaryota; Metazoa; Arthropoda; Insecta; Diptera; Stratiomyidae
Gene: Atg12
Product: autophagy protein 12-like
Exons: 3
Coding region: 2-472 (156 amino acids)
Biological process (GO): nucleophagy; autophagosome assembly; C-terminal protein lipidation
Cellular component (GO): cytoplasm; phagophore assembly site membrane; Atg12-Atg5-Atg16 complex
Source: RefSeq, a predicted model, not a curated record